AUGUCGGCCGGGGGGGAACACCUCAAGGAUGAGGGCACACGGCGUCAGGUUGUCCUGGCAGGCGGCAUUGCCGGUCUUGUCUCACGAUUCUGCGUCGCACCCCUCGAUGUUGUCAAGAUCCGACUUCAGCUUCAGAUUCAUUCGUUGACCGACCCAAUCUCUCACCAUGGCGUCAAUGGGCCAAUCUACAAGGGGACAUUAUCCACGAUGCGGGCCAUCCUAAAAGAAGAGGGAGUGACGGGCCUCUGGAAAGGCAACGUUCCCGCCGAACUCAUGUACGUCUGCUAUGGCGCCGUCCAAUUUACCGCCUACCGCAGCACAACGCAAGCUCUCUCCCAACUCGGCCCUCACCGUCUCCCUCCCCCCCUUGAAUCCUUCGUCUCCGGCGCCGUCGCAGGCGGCCUAGCAACCGCUGCAACAUACCCACUCGAUCUUCUACGAACGCGUUUCGCCGCCCAGGGCCCCGAGCGUAUCUACAAAUCUCUCUUCUCGUCCGUACGGGACAUCGCACACAAUGAAGGCGCUGCAGGGUUCUUCCGUGGCUGUUCUGCAGCCGUGGGCCAGAUCGUACCAUAUAUGGGGAUGUUCUUUGCGACGUACGAGACGUUGCGGCCGGCGUUGUCUGGGUAUGAGAAUCUGCCGUUUGGAUCCGGAGAUGCGGUUUCCGGAGUUAUCGCGAGUGUUUUGGCCAAGACGGGUGUGUUCCCGUUGGAUCUGGUUCGCAAGAGGUUGCAGGUGCAGGGCCCGACGCGUCACCUCUACGUGCAUCGGAAUAUCCCUGAGUACCGUGGUGUAUUCAACACCAUUUCGAUGAUUCUGCGGACCCAGGGUGUCCGAGGGCUGUAUCGAGGAUUAGUUGUCAGUCUAGUCAAAGCUGCACCUGCCAGUGCGGUGACCAUGUGGACGUAUGAGCGGUCAUUGAAGGUGCUGAGGGAAAUGGAGGUUGGUGUCUAG
Molecule: messenger RNA, 954 nt
Organism: Aspergillus wentii DTO 134E9
Lineage: Eukaryota; Fungi; Ascomycota; Eurotiomycetes; Eurotiales; Aspergillaceae
Product: thiamine transporter TPC1
Exons: 4
Coding region: 1-954 (317 amino acids)
Biological process (GO): thiamine pyrophosphate transmembrane transport
Cellular component (GO): mitochondrial inner membrane
Molecular function (GO): thiamine transmembrane transporter activity
Source: RefSeq, a predicted model, not a curated record